UAUUUCUGCAGUAAAAUGGCAGAAGCCAGAUUUUCUCAGGAUGAGUUCUUGUGUCCGGUGUGUCUGGAUCUCCUGAAGGAUCCAGUGACCAUCCAGUGUGGACACAGUUACUGUAUGAGCUGCAUUACAGACUGCUGGGAUGAAGAGGAUGAGAAGAGAGUCUACAGCUGCCCUCAGUGCAGACAGACCUUCAGUCCAAGACCUGCUUUAUUUAAGAACGUGGUGUUUGCUGAAAUGCUGGAGAAACUGAAGAAGACUAAACUUCAAAAGUUUCCUGCUGGAGCUGGAGAUGUUCAGUGUGACGUCUGUACUGGAAGAAAACACAGAGCCGUCAAGUCCUGUCUGCUGUGUCUGAACUCUUACUGUCAGAAUCACCUCGAACAACAUGAGAGUUUGAAAGGAAAGAGACACAGUUUGAUUGAAGCCACUGGAGGACUGCAGGAGAUGAUCUGCCAGAAACAUGAGAAGCUCCUUGAGGUUUUCUGUCACACUGAUCAGAAGUGUAUAUGUGUGCUGUGUAUGGAUGAACAUAAAAACCACGACACUGUAUCAGCUGCAGCACAGAGGACAGAGAAACAGAAGCAGCUGAAGAAGACACAGAAGACGCUCCAGCAGAGAAUCCAGCAGAGAGAGAAAGAUCUUCAGCAGCUGAGAGAGACUGUGGAGUCUCAUAAGCACUCUGCACAGACAGCAGUGGAGGACAGUGAGAGGAUCUUUACUGAGCUCAUCCGCUCCAUUGAGAGAAGCCGCUCUGAGCUGAUACGACUGAUCAGAGAUCAGGAAAAGACUGCAGUGAGUCGAGCUGAAGAACGACUGGAGCGACUGGAGCAGGAGAUCAAUGAUCUGAGGAGGAGAGACGAUGAGCUGGAGCAGCUUUCACACACACAGCAUCACAUCCAGUUCCUGCAGAGUUUCCAGUCUCUCUCAGCACCUCCCGAAUCUACAGACGUAAAUGAUGAUCUCUUCAGUUCUCUCGUCUCUUCUGAUGCUCUGAGAGAAUCUGUCCAUCAGCUGAGAGACAAACUGGAGGAUUUCUGCAAAGAGGAGCUCAAGAAGAUCUCAGACAGAGUCACACUCACCAACAUUGUUCCCAGAACCAGGAAGGACUUCCUACAAUAUUCCCAUCAGCUCACUCUGGAUCUGAACACAGUGAAUAAAUACCUCCGUCUGUCUAAGAGAAACAGAGUGAUUACUGACACUAACACAGUUCACUCGUAUCCUGAUCAUCCAGACAGAUUUGAUUAUUAUCUUCAGGUGUUGUGUAGAGAGAGUGUGUGUGGACGCUGUUACUGGGAGCUGCAGUGGAGUGCUGGUGAAUCUGGUUUUGUGUUUAUAUCAGUGUCAUAUAAGAGCAUCAGCAGGAAGGGACGGGGUAAUGAGUGUGUGUUUGGACGUAAUGAUCUGUCCUGGAGUUUGCGAUGUUCUUCCUCCAGAUACUCAUUCAGACACAAUAACAUAGAGACUGUUCUCUCUGUGAAGUCCAUCAGCAGUAGAAUAGGAGUGUUUGUGGAUCACAGUGCAGGAACUCUGUCCUUCUACAGCGUCUCUGACACAAUGAGCCUCAUCCACACCGUCCAGACCACAUUCACUCAGACACUCUAUCCUGGGUUUUUGAUUGGUUAUAGAUCAUCAGUGAAACUGUGUUGAUGAAUCAGAAUAGACUGACGAGAGAUUCUACCCAUAAUGCUUUGAGCUGCAUGAUAAAUCAGUAACAGUGUUAUUACUGAGUCUCUUCUUUUCUCUUCAUGAUAUUAAUACUGCAGCUUUACUUCUGUCAGUGAAAUAACAUCAGAAUAAAUGUAAUAAAUCCUCACAUAGACAGAAAGAUCAGUGUGUGUGAGUCCUGCUGAGUGACACUGUGUUUCUGUGCUCUUCACAACCUACAUUUGUGUUAAU
Cyprinus carpio (common carp) is the source of this 1896-nucleotide messenger RNA. Its product is annotated as E3 ubiquitin-protein ligase TRIM16-like. Gene Ontology annotation, molecular function: zinc ion binding; protein binding. NCBI's taxonomy places the organism in Eukaryota, Metazoa, Chordata, Actinopteri, Cypriniformes, Cyprinidae. The record is from RefSeq and is a predicted model, not a curated record.